Messenger RNA from Miniopterus natalensis, 1227 nucleotides. The record is from RefSeq and is a predicted model, not a curated record. Lineage: Eukaryota; Metazoa; Chordata; Mammalia; Chiroptera; Miniopteridae.
AUGGCAGUGACGAUGCUGCACGACUGGUGCAGGUGGAUAGGUGUCAGCGCUCGCAGGGGCCUGCUCAUCCUGGGCAUCCCGGAGGACUGUGAUGAAGCCGAACUCCAAGAGUCCCUGGAGGCCGCCCUGUGGCCCAUGGGCCACUUUACCGUGCUGGGCAAAGUGUUUCGAGAGGAGGACAAUGCCACUGCGGCCCUGGUGGAGCUUGAGCAAGAAGUCAACUAUGCUUUGGUUCCCAGGGAAAUCCCAGGCACCGGGGGUCCCUGGAACGUGGUCUUUGUGCCCCGAUGGUCAGGCAAGGAGUUUCUUGGUCACGUGUUCCACUUCCUGGAGCAACAGGGGCAGACGGUGAAGAGUGUGGCUGGAGUCCUGGGGCUGGGGUUGCGCAGGGUGUGCUGGCUCCGGUCGAUCAGUCAGGCCGUCCAGGCUUGGGUGGAGACCGUGCGCUCGGACAUGCUGCAUGUGUGGCAAGGGGUUUCAGAAAGGGAGAGGAGGAGGAGGCUGAUAGAAGACCUUUGAGGGACGGCCCUGCAGCUGGUGCAUGAGGUCCUGGCGGAGAACCCUGCCAGGGCAGCGCAGGACUGCCUGGUGGCCCUGAUCCAGGUGUUUGGAGACAAGGAGUCCCAGGCGACACUCCGGAUGAAGUGUUUGACCACUCAGCAGCAGUCAAGCGAGCAUCUCUCUGCUUUUGUGUUGUGGCCGGAAGUCCUGAUAAAGAAAGCCAUUGAGAAGGGGGCCCUGGCCAGAGCCUCAGCCAACCACUUGCGCCUGAGGCAGGUGCUCACCAGGGCCAACCUUAUUGAGCCCCUGGAUGAAGCCCUGAGGAAACUGAGAAUGGUUGGGAGGUGUUCAAGUUUCCUGGAGAUGCUGGAGCUGGUUCGGGAGUCUGAUGCAUGGGAGGCCAGUCUAGCCAGGAGUAAGAGAGUCCAGCCGGGAGAAGGGGUUGCUGCCCGGGCUAAUGCCCAAGCUGAUGCCAGAGCCAAAGCUAAGGCAGAGACAGGUCCAGGAGGUCCUGACAGUGAGCCAGAGGGCCUGGCCCAGUCAGGAGACCAAGAGGUCAAGGAGCACCCCCAGGAGGGGCUCAGGUCCAUCCCGGAGGAGUCAGAAAAUGAGGACGGGGUUGGGGAGAUGAGCCCCACCAUGUCCUCCCUGGACAAAUAUACUCACAAGGCCCAGCAUCCUCCACCACCAUCAGUCCUUCCAAGUGAACAAGAUGACCAUGUUUGA